Harpegnathos saltator (Jerdon's jumping ant) is the source of this 2513-nucleotide messenger RNA. RefSeq names its product Activating transcription factor-2 (gene Atf-2). Gene Ontology annotation, biological process: regulation of DNA-templated transcription. NCBI's taxonomy places the organism in Eukaryota, Metazoa, Arthropoda, Insecta, Hymenoptera, Formicidae. The transcript is spliced from 7 exons. Gene Ontology annotation, molecular function: DNA-binding transcription factor activity. The record is from RefSeq and is a predicted model, not a curated record. The coding region runs from base 528 to 2063 and encodes 511 amino acids.
GGAACUGCCUGCAACUGUGCCAAUAUGGCUGCUGUUGUGUCAGAAUGCUGCAAGGAAAACAACGCGGUCGCGACUGCUUCGAUUUCGCGCGCGUAAUACACGCGGGAACUUCGUCGAUUGUUUCGAGACGCAUAAGUUUGAUUCGCUUUCGCCGGUGAUCGAGUUUACAAGCGCAAAGUGGCAGAGAAAAUCGCACAGAUAAUAGUAGUGCGUAAAAGAUGCAUUUCCUCAUGUAAGACCAUUGUGCAUAUUUUUGCCCACCACAAAUAUUUUCUUGCGUCGAGAAGAAAUUGGAAAACGCAGUUCACCCCGAAAUGCACCCGCGAUGACUGACUGUGAGAAACCCUUCGCCUGCUCCACAUCAGGCUGCAGCAUGAACUAUAAUAGUUACAACACAGACACACAUACACACACGCGCAUGGAAUACAGAAUGAAGUACAGAAAAGGCACGAACAAGACAGGCCAUCCUAUAAUUACAGAGCUUCACGAAUGAGGACCAAUUGAGCGUGCACAAGAAAAAGCACGACAUGAUGCUGAAUCUGAACAAUAACUCGAAGAACACUGGCUUUGUCGCGGACCAAACUCCAACGCCCACGAGGUUCAUCAGGAACUGCGAGGAGGUCGGUCUAUUCCAAGACCUGCAGGUGAACCCAUUCGAGGAGACGUUCCGCAGGGCGGUCGAGGAAGGCAACACCGGCACGCUGACUGUCCCAGAGGCUGGAAUCACGGAUGAUACUCUGCACACCCCGCACAUCUUCCCCUACAUACCGGGCGUGCUGUCCACGAGCAAUCAGAUUCUCGAGGACAAUGUGGAGGAAUGUCCCCCGAGCGUGUCUCUCACCGAGAAGAGCACGGAGGACGACGGGGCCAGCGUCAUCGAGCCCGAGGUGUGCGGCGCUAUGAAGCUGAGCGUGAGCGACACGCCGGAAUUGAUGAAGGACGUCCCGACGACGUCCGGGAAGAACGACGCUCUCUCACCGGACAUGAUCGUCGCCGCCACGAACGCGCCCAUCGCGCCCAAACUGUUGCCAAGGUCACCCACGCCGCAUCUGUCCAUCAACGGCGAGGAGGUGCAGCUGCUGUUGAAAACCGCGGACGGCAAAUUGAUGCAGCUGUCGGCGACACCAGUCGAAGUCAUCAACAGCGUGUCAACCCACGUCGGCAGCAAGCAGCAGCAGCAGCAGCAGCAGCAACAACAGACCGUCGUCAUCAGAACCGAACCAGCUCUGCGAUGCGCCUCGCGGUCUGAGCCGAAGAAACCCGUGGUCUCGAGGAUGUCCUUAGCAAAAAUGAAGCUGAAGCAAGCUUUAUCUAAAAACGCGGCUCUGCAGACGCCGCGGCCGGCCGAGGGCUGUGCGAAGAGCAUCGCCGAGCACACGACGACCGCUGGCGCGAAGGACAGCGCGAAGAAAACGGCGGACCAGCUGAAGAAGAAGGACAUCCUCGAGCGCAACCGCGCCAGCUCGAUGCGUGCGAGAGCCAGGAGGAAGGCAUGGAUCCAGCAGCUCGAGAGGAACGUGACGAACGUGAACGAGGCGAACGCGGCCCUGCAGAUGGAGGUGAAGGCGUUGCGCGCCGAGGUGGCGAAGCUGAAGACCCUCUUGCUGGCUCACAGAGACUGCCCCGUCACGAAAGCGAUGCAGAAAGGAAACGGAAUAGUUCUCGGGCCGAAAAUAAUAUCGAUGAAUCCGGAGAUACUGACGGUGCCGGUCGCGGCGAACGUCGCGAAGCGCCUGGCGCCCUACGCAUGCCCGGAGAGCGCGGGCUUGCCGAAGAAGCCCAGCUUGUCGAUCACGAAGAACCCGGUGAUCUUCCCGAAGGUGGACUGCGGCGGCGCGAACCUCGCGAUCCCGAACGCGACGAUCAUAAAGGGCCUGCCGACGCUGAAGAUCGUCGGGGUCAAUCAGUUCCUGCCGGAGAAGGAGGACGCGCCGAAGCAGCAGCAGAUACUGAUCGUGCAGAACCAACCGCGGAAAUUGUGCGAGGCGGCCGCCCGGCAGAUCAUCCAGAUCAACCCGAAUUACGAGGUCGAGCACGCGGCUUCCAAGAGCACGGGAACGUAGCGGAUCGUUUUCGGACCGGCUGCAAUAAUUAACGUCCAAGCUCGCGCGAGUCAGCACAACUUGUCGCGGUAGAGUCGCGCGCACAAGUCACGUGUCUCUUCGCGGCCAGCGACGGUCACGCUCUCGCGGAGAGCGAGAGAGUCUCGUGUCCCUCUCUUCCGAAAUAAAUCAGCUGGCUGACCGGCUUCUCUUCUACCGUGUCGGACCCGAGUCAUCGUGCGAUGCCUCCCUAAGACCGAGCGGACGGGAGUAACAAGUGACUUGGGAAGGUUACCAUGUGUUUCUGGAGUCAUUUAUUCUGUGCAAUAUUAUACAUAAGUUUCUCGUGGGAUUUCAGCGGGAACUGCGAUUCGCUUUAUUCUUCUCGACGUAAACCCUCUUGUACAAGUCGAUAUCCCUCGCUGUGCGAACAUUCCGUUAUGCUUACAUAACAAUGACAAUAUAACAAUA